This is a messenger RNA of Tilletiaria anomala UBC 951, 990 nucleotides long. Its product is annotated as DUF1764-domain-containing protein. The record is from RefSeq and is a predicted model, not a curated record. The transcript is spliced from 2 exons. Bases 182 to 880 code for a protein of 232 amino acids. Lineage: Eukaryota; Fungi; Basidiomycota; Exobasidiomycetes; Georgefischeriales; Tilletiariaceae.
GGUCUGUUUUAUGAGCAUAACACUACGCCGAAACUCGCUGGUUAAAGAAGAACAGCACAUCACUUUGUCAAGACAGGAUCAAGCUGCUUGGGAGGAAUUAACUCAAACCGUGAAUUCAAGGUCUCGUCGUAGUUGUCGCUCUGUCCAAGCCCUCGCGCCCUCCCUCACCACAUCGUCCGUCAUGUCUGAAAUCGAGGACAUCUUUGCGGGCAAGAAGUCUGCCACGACCGCUACUACCGUCAUAAACGGGGGAGAAGACAAACCCAAGAAGGACAAGAGUGGCCAGGCAAAAGUCAACAAGGGAAAGAAGAAGGCGUCUGAGAAUCAACUCGCUGCCUCAGUAGCAAGUUCGACCGUUGGCAAGAAGGGCAAGAUAGUCAUGACUGCGAGCUCGCGAGAAGCGGUUCAGAGUGCCAAAGCAGAUCCUUCAAAUGAUUCUGAAAAAGUUUCCGGAAAGCGAGGAAAGGAAGAGAAGACUGCUUCAAAUGCAAACAACGCAAUACUUUCAAAGAAAAGGAAAAAGGCUCCUGAAGAGAUCUUCGAUCCGUCGCUCGGAGAAGGCACCAGCACAAAGUCAAAACGACCGUCGGCAAAAGCACCCAAAGCAUACAUGGAUGCUAUCACUUCCUCGAGCUCCGUACCUGACUCUUCAACACGUGGGCGAAACGGGCUCAAACGCGGCAGGCCGUACGUCGCUCCUACAUCAGGCAUGGACGACUCGAAUGCCGCAUUUGCGGAUUCGCGCGGCAUCAUUGCUGACUCGAAACGAAAACGGACAGAGGAAGGGUUCCUGGUGUAUACAGAGGAAGAACUUGGGAUAAAUAGGCCUGAUGCGGGUGAGACGGACCUAUGCCCCUUUGAUUGCGAUUGCUGCUUCUGAUCCUACGCUGUAUCCUAGGCGCGGUAUACGAUGGCAAACAAGAUCACAACAUGUGUGUGCAUAUAUCUUUCUUUGGUCCACUACACCUCGUUUGCCAGUAAAAGUUUCCC